AUGUGCGUUAUAAAAGGAGGAUGUGAAUUUGUUGAUGGAAUAGAGAUAGAUUGGAAAAAUUUUAAAAGGGAUAUAAAUUGUCACAUCGGGGGCACUGAUGCAAAUUUGUUGAUUACAAAGCUUCAGAAUCGUAAAGAGAAUGCUACAAAUUUUACAUACGAAUACAGAUGUGACAAGAAGCAGUUAAAUGCUCUUUUUUGGGCUGAUGACACUUCAAAACAAAACUUUGAGUUAUUUGGGGACGUUGUUUCGUUUGACGCAACAUAUCGUACAAACAGGUAUUGUAUGGUAUUUGUACCUUUUACUGGCAUUGAUAAUCACAAAAGGUGCAUCACUUUUGGAGCUGGUUUGUUGUGUAGAGAAGAUACAAAUUCCUAUAUUUGGUUACUUCGGUCAUUCUUGAAGUGUUUUGGAAAAGCACCAAUCAUGGUCAUGACCGAUCAAGAUCCAGCAAUGAAAAAAGCUAUUGAGAUAGUAUUUCCAUACACAAAACAUAGAUUUUGUAUGUGGCAUAUCACAAGUAAGCUGGGAAACAAUGAAUGA
Molecule: messenger RNA, 543 nt
Organism: Lactuca saligna
Lineage: Eukaryota; Viridiplantae; Streptophyta; Magnoliopsida; Asterales; Asteraceae
Source: the annotation of a GenBank genome assembly